Molecule: messenger RNA, 162 nt
Organism: Recurvomyces mirabilis
Lineage: Eukaryota; Fungi; Ascomycota; Dothideomycetes; Mycosphaerellales; Teratosphaeriaceae
Product: delta subunit of the central stalk of mitochondrial F1F0 ATP synthase, atp16
Exons: 2
Coding region: 1-162 (53 amino acids)
Source: RefSeq, a predicted model, not a curated record
AUGCGAGUGCCCGUAACCCGGCAUGGGUAUGCGGAUGUCGCGCCGGACAAGAUCAAGUUGAGCUUGGCUUUGCCGCAUCAGGCCAUCUACAAAUCGCAAGACGUGUACGUACUCGCCAACCAUCCGAAGUUGUCGGCAGCGCAAACGAGGACGAUGAGAUGA